This is a messenger RNA of Bursaphelenchus xylophilus (pine wood nematode), 1961 nucleotides long. The record is from the annotation of a GenBank genome assembly. Lineage: Eukaryota; Metazoa; Nematoda; Chromadorea; Rhabditida; Aphelenchoididae.
AUGGGAGCCCACUCGAUUUACUCGCUAUUCUCGCUGUUCCAGAUGGGCCCGGCGGUCUAUAAUUCAAUUGAAGCGACUGCAUUUUGCGUGGCGAUGAUUGGAAAUGUGACGCUAUUUUUCUUGAUCAUCUUCAAAACAGAUCAGGAAAUGGAAGUUUAUAAGAUUGUGCUAAUUUAUAACUGUUAUUCCGAUGUGGUUUUGACGGUUUCGUCCUUCUUCUGCAAGCCGGUAAGCAGUUGCUGUCACUGUCCAAGAAUUGGUACUUAUUGACGGAGAGAUAAAGGCUUUCGAUGCGACAGAAUGCUCAUUAUUUUCCCGACAAACUGAAUAUUUCAAUAACCAGAGCGUUCUCUUCUGGAUCUUACAGUGGCGGACCACUAUAUCCAAUGGCAGAAAACGUACCAUUUUCUUCCGGGAAGUAUCAAAAAUGCAGCAAAAUACCUCCCUCUCCAAGUGAAAAAAACUCCGAUUUCAAAAGCGCGCCCGCUCUUUUGGUGAAGUAAAGAGCGCGCUCUUCGAAACGGAGUUUUUUCCACUUGUAGAAGGAGGUAUUUUGCCACAUUUUUUGAUACUUCCCGGAUGCAAAAUGGUACGUUUUCUGCCACUGGAUCAAGCGCGUCACUGUUGACGGGAAAACAAUUAAGAAAAGGUUUUGAUCGGAAUCCUUUUCUUUCAGUUCUUCGUAAUCUACGAAGGCGAAAUGUUCAUGAUGGCACAGAAGCUGUUCAACACGCCUUCAAGUCUCUAUGACUUCAUUCUUUACGAUACGUUUGUUUUUGUGUUCUACCAACUGUUCAUGGUGGUCCCCUUGAGUUGCUAUUAUCGAUAUGAAGCAGUUUGUCGGUAAGAUCAAGUUCCCGGUUGGCAACUCCUUCAGAGCUCAUAUAAUCCCGCCGUUGAACUUUUUCAUCCUCGCCGUCUUGGCAGAUCUUAUACCCUUUCUUAAUUUCCUCACAAACUGGUGGUCCGUGUAUCCGGAUGAGGAAAAAUUGGCCGUGUAUAAGACAAUGGUGGCCAAUUCGACGUCCAAGUUGUUUGAUGGCUCAAAGAUUGCGGCGUUGAGUAUUAAUGUAAGGUUUUUAUCGGAAUGCAAAUGUGGGUUCGGGACGAUUAUAAUGACGGCCUGAUCCAGUGGCAAAAAACGUACGAUUUUGCAUCCGGGAAGUAUCAAAAAUGUGGCAAAAUGCUUCCCUCUCCAAGUGAAAAAACUCCGAUUUCAAAACCGCUCUUUUUUUGAGGGGAAGGGCGCCCUUUAAAACCAAGUUUUUCACUUGGAGAGUGAAGGAUUUUGCCGCGUUUUUGAUGCUUCCCGGAUGCAUAAUGUUGCGUUUUUUGCCAUAAACUCUUUUUUUUCUGAGCGGCUCAUAACCGACUCUUCCCUAGUGAAAUGAACUAGCUAUAAACACCUUUCAGAGUCACGUGGAAGCCGGCCUAUCCAUCACUUUCGGGAUGACCACAAUCCUCUUAUCCUACAUCACAACCGCAACUUUUCUGCAUAAAGUCAUAGCCACAUUCCGCGUGCGGAAUGAGCGCUCCAAAUGGCAUGAUGUCAACAAGCAGAUCGCCAAAGUCAUGGUGAUUCAGGUAAGGUAUUAAAGUUAUUUUAAAUUUGCGCCAAGUCCCAUCAAAAUCUGAGCGUCGCACUUGCGCUACUUCCACUCUCAAUUUUAUCAUCAUUUCACAACUUUUCCGGAAUUCUUUAGAUGUGCGUGCCGCUGGCAAUUUCCACACCAGCGUUGACGUUGAUGUGGGCAAUGUAUGUGUUCCAAUUCGAGGACGACAAAUACCACUACAUUGUGAAUAUUUUGAUGACAUUGACGCCGCUGGUGAACCCAUUCACCGGGAUCUUUUGCAUCGAAGCGUACCGCGGUUAUUUGUCGCGCCUGCUGUGUGGGAAACGGACAACCGCUGUGGCAACGUACAGCCAGAGCUCGGCUGGGAGUUUGCAUUCGUCGCCGUAG